AUGUUCUUUGCCGAGUAUUCUGUAUUACCAUUGACUCAACCUCUUACCGGUGGAACAGCGCAAACCAAAAUGGCCGAGUUGUGUGAACCACGCGACCCGGAAUUAGCCAAAAAGUCGGUUGCUGGUCUUGGCUUUCUAGCCAAUCGGCAUGACCAACUGCUGCGCUCCGAAAGGCUCAUGGGCUUUUUUUCACGCCUUCUCACUGCUGGCCGCCUAAAUGGCACUGGGGACAUCAUCAGUAAUGGUGCAGCUUUAAUCGGGAAAGCUGCAGCCGAACUUCAAUGUAUUCUUUUGAAUGGCCUUAAUAACUUCUUGUUAGACGGUGAAAAACGUAUGCAUUCUGAUUCUGCAAGAUGUGAGUUAUAUGCCUAA
Messenger RNA from Protopolystoma xenopodis, 372 nucleotides. The record is from the annotation of a GenBank genome assembly. Lineage: Eukaryota; Metazoa; Platyhelminthes; Monogenea; Polystomatidea; Polystomatidae.